This is a messenger RNA of Rhodotorula graminis WP1, 1410 nucleotides long. RefSeq lists its product as uncharacterized. The annotation marks the transcript as partial. The record is from RefSeq and is a predicted model, not a curated record. NCBI's taxonomy places the organism in Eukaryota, Fungi, Basidiomycota, Microbotryomycetes, Sporidiobolales, Sporidiobolaceae. Gene Ontology annotation, cellular component: membrane. Gene Ontology annotation, biological process: transmembrane transport. The transcript has 9 exons. Gene Ontology annotation, molecular function: transmembrane transporter activity.
GCCAACCUCAAGCUGCGCUUCUCGCCGCUCUCGAUGGCCCUCUUCUGCUUCGUCAUCAUGAGUACGCCGGCGGCCUGGGCGGGCAGCGUCGCGACCAGCCUCUCGGCAGGCGGCCCCGUCGCCAUGUUCUGGGGGUUCCUCGUCGUGUUUGUCGGCAGCUUGUGCGGCGCCGCCUCGCUCGGCGAGAUGGUGUCGAUCUGGCCGACUGCCGAGGGGCAGAUCGCCUGGGCUGAGCACCUUGCGCCAAAGCGCUGUGCGCGCUUCCUCCGGUACUACGUCGCGUGGCUCACAGCCGUCGCCUGGAUCUUCAUGACCUCGUCUGCCGCGUUCAUCUCGUCCAUCUCGAUACUGGCCAUGGCGGCCGCAACGCACGAGGCCUACCUACCUGCGGCAUGGCACAUCGUCCUCGUCUUCUGGGCGGUCCUCCUGUUCUCGCUCCUCGUCAACGUCUACGGCAUGCGAGUCCUCUCGGCGCUCAACAAUACGGCUGCAGCACUCGCCAUCGGCUCGACCAUCUGCAUCGUCGCCAUCCUCUUCGCCAAAUCGGCCGGCAACUUCAACUCGGCCGAGUACGCUCUUCUGCACCUCGAGAACGCGACGGGCUGGUCCAGCGACGGCAUCGCGUUCGUCGUCGGCAUGGUCACCGCAGCCUUCAGCAUCUUGGGCUACGACAGCGUCGCUCACCUGAGCGAGGAGAUGCACAAGCCGGCCAUCUACGCUCCCCGGGCCAUGAUCGGCAGCGUCCUCAUGAGCCUGCCGACGGGCCUCCUCAUCAUCCUCGCCGUCGUCUUCACGAUCAGGGACAUCGAGACGGUCGCCGUGCAGAUGUUCCCCCUCAUCUACCUCCUCCAGUCGGCAACGGGCAGCACGGCCGGCGCCGUCGUCCUCACCUCUGCGCUCUGCACGGUGUCUGCUGUCUGUGCGUCGAUCAGCAUGCUCGCCACGAGCGGUCGCGUCAUCUGGGCCUUCUCGCUCGAGGGCGGCAUUCCUGCGUCGACCUUCUUGUCCAAGAUCAGCCCGACCUGUCACGUCCCCGUGCGCGCCAUGAUGUUGAGCGCCGCCAUCCAGAUGCUCAUCGUCCUCGUCUACCUCGGCAAUGCGGCGCUGUUCAACAGCGUGCUCGUCCUCGCGAUCGCCCUCCUCAACACCUCGUAUGUCGUGCCGAACAUCCUCAUGCUCGUUCGAGGCCGACCGUCGGGCACCCUUCCCAAGGCGCCGUUCUCGCUCGGACCUGUCCUCGGCCCGGUCGUCAACCUCAUCGCGAUCGUGUACGAGCUCUUCAUCUCGGUCAUGCUCUUCCUUCCGACCGCCGUGCCGGUCACUGGCGACAACAUGAACUACGCCUGCGCGAUCUUCGGCGGCGCACACGUCCUCGCCGGCAUCUACUGGUUCAUCGGCGGCAAGAAGCGC